UUGUUUGAUUUUGAUUUUUUUUCUCAUUGUUUAUGUCGAUUUAUUUAUCAAAUUUAGAUGUUUAAUUAAUUUUGUGUUGUUAAAAUUACAAUUUAUUGUGACCAUUUUGUAUACAAUUAAUUUAACACGAUUACCUCUGGUUCAGGUGAAAGAGGUUUUAUCCGUAUUCCAAUUGAGUAUAACCCGGGGUAUCAUCGUUGCGAGUUUGUCAAGAAACAAUAGUGGUGGUGGAAGUGAUUGUGGAAGCGUGUUAACAUCAAGAAGAAGCAAGAGUAACAGCAGCAGCAGUAAUAGUAAUUGUUUCACCAGCAGCAGCCAUCAAAAUAAUUGUAAUAAGAAGAACAGUUCGAAAAAGAAGAUGCCUAUGCCCUCCAAAAGUAGGAUUUACUGUGAUGUUAAUACUCACCGGCCAAGAGAUUAUUGGGACUAUGAAAGCCAUGUAAUCGAAUGGCAGAAUCAAGAUGAUUACCAAUUAGUAAGAAAAUUAGGGAGAGGUAAAUAUUCCGAAGUAUUUGAAGGAGUAAAUAUUACCAAUAACGAGAAAUGUGUCAUUAAAAUAUUGAAGCCUGUCAAAAAGAAGAAGAUAAAGCGAGAAAUUAAAAUUUUGGAAAACCUCAGAGGCGGGCCAAAUAUAAUCACCCUUCAGGCUGUAGUUAAAGAUCAAGUGUCGCGAACACCAGCUUUGAUUUUUGAGUAUGUCAACAAUACGGAUUUCAAGCAACUUUAUCAAACAUUAACUGACUUCGAUAUUAGAUACUACCUGUAUGAGUUAUUAAGAGCAUUGGAUUAUAGUCAUAGUAUGGGAAUUAUGCAUAGAGACGUGAAACCUCAUAAUGUGAUGAUUGAUCAUGAAAAACGUAAACUGCGGCUUAUUGAUUGGGGUUUGGCUGAAUUUUACCACCCUGGACAAGAGUACAACGUUAGAGUAGCUUCAAGAUACUUCAAAGGUCCAGAACUCCUUGUUGAUUAUCAGAUGUAUGAUUAUUCAUUGGAUAUGUGGAGUCUUGGUUGUAUGUUAGCUUCCAUGAUUUUCCGUAAGGAACCUUUCUUCCAUGGACAUGAUAACUAUGAUCAGCUUGUUCGUAUUGCCAAAGUAUUGGGUACCGAAGAGUUGUAUGAAUAUUUGGAGAAAUAUCAAAUUGAAUUGGAUCCUCGUUUCAAUGAUAUACUAGGAAGACACUCAAGGAAAAGAUGGGAAAGAUUCAUCCACGGAGAGAAUAGUCACUUGGUCAGUGCUGAAGCUCUCGAUUUUCUGGAUAAACUACUUCGCUAUGAUCAUCAAGAGCGACUUUCGGCACUGGAAGCUAUGGAUCAUCCAUAUUUUUACCCUGUUAAAGAAGCUCACGCUCGAGCGCGACAUUUACAGGAGACCACAUGCUUCACAGCCCCUGUUAGCAGUAGCACACCAGGAGGCCCAAAAGAAAUGGAUUGGCCUGAUGUUGAUAAGUUGGCCAAUAAAUAGUCAAAUCCAUUACUUUUUCCUUAAUAUUAAUUAUUAUUAUUAUUAUUGAUACCUUUAAUCACAAACUCUACACACAAAAAAAUACACUUUCCAAAUACCAAGUGUCCAUCAUGUUAAUUGGAAGAAUCAAUUUUUGAUUUACCUUUUUUUGUCCCAAUUGUAUCAAGAUUAUCUUUAUUUAAACACCACAACUACUACAACAACAACAACAACAACUACUACUACUACUACAACUAAAAACAACAUCAAUUAAGUUGGAAAGAGAAAGUUUGAGAAAAAAGAAUCAAAUAUUUCAACGAAAAAGAAAUGAUUUCAUGAAAGAAAUACUAAUUUGGAAAACGAAUCUAAAUUGAAUUGAGAAGAGAAGGAGAAAAGAGUUGCUAAUGUAAAUUUAUCGCAUCAUCACUGUAUACGGAAAAUCCAAACAAUUAACGAAAAAGAAGAAAGAAAACAACAAUCAACUUUUUCUUUUCAAUUUUAAGUAAAAAAUGUUUUUUCUUUAAUUUGUUUACACUUGAAAAUAAAAAAACAUUCAACUCAAAA
Panonychus citri (citrus red mite) is the source of this 2005-nucleotide messenger RNA. RefSeq names its product casein kinase II subunit alpha-like (gene CkIIalpha). Bases 359 to 1462 code for a protein of 367 amino acids. Gene Ontology annotation, molecular function: protein serine/threonine kinase activity; ATP binding. The record is from RefSeq and is a predicted model, not a curated record. The transcript is spliced from 4 exons. Gene Ontology annotation, cellular component: nucleus; protein kinase CK2 complex; cytosol. NCBI's taxonomy places the organism in Eukaryota, Metazoa, Arthropoda, Arachnida, Trombidiformes, Tetranychidae. Gene Ontology annotation, biological process: protein phosphorylation.